Molecule: messenger RNA, 872 nt
Organism: Punctularia strigosozonata HHB-11173 SS5
Lineage: Eukaryota; Fungi; Basidiomycota; Agaricomycetes; Corticiales; Punctulariaceae
Product: C1D-domain-containing protein
Exons: 5
Coding region: 90-872 (260 amino acids)
Biological process (GO): maturation of 5.8S rRNA; regulation of gene expression
Cellular component (GO): exosome (RNase complex); nucleolus
Molecular function (GO): RNA binding; DNA binding
Source: RefSeq, a predicted model, not a curated record
GUUGACAGAAAUCAACAACGACACUCGUCAUCUCGGUGCUCCUUCUGAAUCGAAAGACCCACUCGGCGCAGGAUUCGUCCGACCUCACUAUGUCUACGAGCAAGCUCAAGGCGAAAGUUUCCGGACUGAACAAAUCUCUCGAUGAGCUCGAGGCGCAGCUGGAGCCUCUGUUAGCACAAAGUUUACCAGAGACGUCCCUUGGCUUGGAUGUUAUACAGCAAGCGAAGCUGCAUGUGCUAGUCCCAUAUGUGACAUACGACCUCAUAUUCAUAUACCUGAGAGCCAUGGGGAUUGAUCCAAUGGCCCACCCCAUAAUACAAGAGCUGGAACGCGUGAAGAAAUACUUCGAAAAGAUCAAGGAGGCGGAGGAUCCUGCUAGACGUUCUCUCGUUGUGGACAAGGGCGUCGCAAGCCGGUUCAUCAAACAUGCAAUAUCCCAAGCACGAGUUGAUCCGCCCACGAGGCAAGAGAACACCCACAUACGAUUCAACGAGGAAGUCCCCGUAAAGGUUACUAGCAAAAUGCGCGAAAGGGCCGACUACCAGAAGAAGCUCACAGAAGAAGACGAGGACGGGAGUGAAGAUGGGGAAGCUUUGAAGGUUAUAGAGGACGAAUCUGAAGAGGAGCAUGAAGAGGAGGCGUCUGGCAUACCGCAAGACAAGGGUAAAGCCAAGGCUGACGAUUAUGAGAGUGGUACCCCUGAGGAGACCGCUUCGCGUGCAGGCGAAAAACGGAGAAGACCAGUCGAUCCUUUCACAGGUUAUGGCUCCGCCAUCCGUGAGUCUGACACAGCGAAUCCGAGUUCUGUCUCGAAGAAGCCCAGGAAACAACGUAAGAAGACUAAUUUAGCCACCAGUAUUGGUGGUGCUUAA